This is a messenger RNA of Salvelinus fontinalis (brook trout), 4431 nucleotides long. Its product is annotated as toll-like receptor 8. The transcript is spliced from 2 exons. Lineage: Eukaryota; Metazoa; Chordata; Actinopteri; Salmoniformes; Salmonidae. The record is from RefSeq and is a predicted model, not a curated record. Gene Ontology annotation, cellular component: plasma membrane. Bases 198 to 3308 code for a protein of 1036 amino acids. Gene Ontology annotation, molecular function: protein binding; pattern recognition receptor activity. Gene Ontology annotation, biological process: defense response to virus; positive regulation of interleukin-6 production; canonical NF-kappaB signal transduction.
UUUAGUUGCACUUCAAUGUGUGUUUGAGUAGAGAGGAAUUGAGUCAUUACACAAGGAACUACAUCGAUGGAAACAAAAAGAAAACGAACAGUCCCCUGCAGUUUUAUUAAACUGUUUUGCUAAUUGGUAACUAAACUAUCAGGCACUACUUAUUUGAAAGGCUUUCAAAAUCUGACAAGGAAUCAACGGUAAACAAUAUGGCUGCUACCACCUGCUGGUUACAGUUGGCAUCAUUGUUCCUGUGUCACUUCCUGGUCAUAAAUACCUCAUGUACCUUAUGGAUGCCAUGUGACAUUAAGGUGGUCAAUACUUCCAAAACCACUAAUGACAUCAUCUUCAAUUGUGAGGAGCGUCAACUGAGAAAUGUACCCGUUGGCAUCACCAGGAAUGUGACUGUGCUGGACCUAUCAGAAAACAACAUCCAGAAUGUAUCUUUUGGUGCAUUUUCUAAUCUGGAGAACCUGACCGUUCUCAAUCUCAACUGGGUCAACCAGAACCAUAUAAGUCACAUUGCCGAAGGUGCCUUCAAAAAUCUGACAAACCUGCAGGACCUAAGGCUUAAUGGAAAUGGCCUCAUUGAAAUUCCACAAAACCUCCCACUCAGCCUGGAAAAACUCAUGCUGGACAAUAACAAAAUCAAUUUCUUGAAUAUGAGCAACCUCUCUGGUAUAACACAUGUGAAGGAGCUUUUCUUAUCCAAAAACUGCUACUACUGGAAUCCUUGUGAGAAUAAUUUUACUAUAGGAAACGGCACAUUCGCAGCAUUGAUUAACUUAGAAGUUUUGACGUUGGCCUUUAAUAAUUUAACUCAAGUUCCAAAAGAACUUCCAAGCUCUUUAAAAACAUUACGGCUUGAAUCUAACAAGAUACAGUAUAUUGAUAAGGAUGAUUUCCAUGGACUAACCCAUCUAGAAACCCUUGAAUUACAGGGAAACUGUCCACGAUGCUCCAAUGCUCCAUUUCCGUGUGUCCCCUGUCCCAAAAUUUACCUAGAUAUUCAUCCUCAUGCAUUUCAUGGCCUUACAGAGUUACAGACACUGCACCUAGCAGGGAACUCACUCGGUUGUAUCAAUAACUCCUGGUUUGAGAGUUUAAACAAUCUUAAACAACUGUUCCUCUCUUAUAAUUUCUUGUCUAAGGCUAUGACUGAAGGAAAUUUUUUUAGCUAUCUACCAAAGCUAGAAGUUAUGGAUUUUUCAUUCAAUUAUGAUUUGUUAGCUUACCCUGACACCCUACUGCUUUCAAGACAGUUUUCUAAAUUGGUGUCACUUAGAACAUUACAUAUAGCAGGUUAUGUUUUUAAAGAAAUCCAGUCAGAUACUCUCAGCCCUCUCCAUCAUCUAAAAAAUCUGUCAGCGUUAAACAUGGGAAUUAAUUUCAUUGUUCGCUCUAAUUCUACCAUAUUCAGAAAAUUCUCACACUUGAAACUAAUAUACCUCGCAGAAAAUAGGCUGUAUCCAGUUUCAGUGAGCGAUUCACCAGGCCGUGUCUUAGGAAGCAAUUCAAAGCCGGCGCUGCACAAGUCACCUCUCACUAGUCACUAUUCACAUUCAAAGGAUUUUUCCUUUGAGUUAAAACACGGCCUUGUGAAACAAGAGUGCUUUGACUCUGGUCGAGUGCUGGUCCUUAGUUCAAAUAAUAUCUUCUUCAUUUCUCCAAAGCAAUUUGAGGGCUAUGGUGACAUUGCAUGUCUGAACCUAUCAAGAAAUGGAUUUUCUGCAGCACUGAAUGGGACAGAGUUCACGACGUUACCAGCCCUAACAUAUCUGGACCUGUCGUUUAACAAGAUUGACCUGGCCUAUGACAAUGCAUUUAAGGAAUUACACAAACUACAAGUAUUAGAUCUAAGCUACAACAGCCACUAUUUUGGAGUGUCAGGUGUGACACAUAAUUUAAAUUUUUUGACAAAUCUACCAGCUUUGAAAGUACUGAAUAUGUCAAACAAUAACAUUUUUACAUUAACAACUAAGCAGAUGACAAGCGCAUCUUUGAAAGAGCUUCAAUUUCAACACAAUUUGUUGGCCACAUUAUGGAAAGAGAGGGACGGCUCAUACAACAGCCUUUUUAAAAACCUGGUGAAUUUAACCUAUCUGGAUAUAUCAUUCAACAGCAUUGAGAAGAUUCCAUCAACAGUCUAUGAAAACUUACCGUAUACCCUUCAGAAACUAUGCAUGAGUCAUAAUUUACUCACCCAUUUCGAUUGGGAUAAACUGGCUAGUUUCCAACAACUGAAUAGUCUGGAUCUAAGCUUUAAUUCUUUAUAUCACAUGUCAGCAAAUCUCUCAAACUUCACAAAUGCACUUCAGAUGCUUGACUUGAGCUACAAUCAGAUUUGUCAACUCUCUGAUGGAUUUUUUAAAGGUGCCCAAAACCUUCAGAUACUUGACCUCAGCCACAACCAACUGACCAUCGUCAACGAGACCACCGUCCUAUCAGGCUCUGAAAACUACAUGAAAACCUUGUUCUUGCAAGGUAAUCCAUUCCAGUGUACCUGUGACUUAUUAGACUUCAUCCAGUGGAUUAUGCAUAACACAGACGUCGAGAUCCCCAGACUGGCCACUGAGUUGAUCUGCAACAUGCCAGCCAAAACGAGAGGACAACCAGUGAUACUGUUUGACAUUAAAGAAUGCGUCAAUGACAGCAACGCCUUCCUGAAGUACUCCCUCUCUGCUUCCUUGAUCAUACUCACCAUGGCCAUCACCAUGGCAGCUCAUGUGUUUUAUUGGGAUGCUUCCUAUAUUCUAUACUACCUGAGGGCGAAGCUGAAGGGCUACCAUUCCUUUGGGUCCACAACAACAGACAAUCUCUAUGAUGCCUUUGUUACCUACGACACCAGAGACUUGUUGGUGACAGACUGGGUACUGAACCAACUGCGGGUGCAGCUGGAGGAGAGGCAGGAGGAGAGGCAGGAGAAACACCUGCCUCUCUGUCUGGAGGAGCGAGACUGGGUCCCAGGGGUCCCCCUGAUAGACAACCUCUCCCACAGCAUCCGACAGAGCCGCAAGACCGUUUUUGUGCUGACCGAGGCAUAUGUCAGGACCGGCACCUUCAGGAUGGCUAUGUACUUGGCCCACCAGAGGCUGCUGGAUGAAAACAUGGACGUGAUUGUGCUGGUUCUCCUGGAACCUGUACUGCAGCACUCUCACUUCCUCCGUCUGCGGCGGCGUCUGUGUGGGAAGAGUGUUCUGGAAUGGACCCGGACUGCAGCCGCAGAGCCCUGGUUCUGGCAGUGCCUGAGGAACGCUGUCAGGUUAGACAACCAGGUGAUGUACAACCAGAUGUACUCCAGGUACUUCACCAAUAAGUAGAGCACAUGCCAGACCAGAGACUCAAGAGGGAGGUAGCUUUCUCACACAAAUAGACUAAGCAGUUAAACACAACAACUGCAAUCCCUUUUUACAAGCGCUUAUUAUAUCAUUUUGUCUAACUCUGCACUGAACAAUAUGGAUGAUUCUGUACAUCUGAAAUCAGCAACACGUAAAGAAAUGUUCUAUUCAUUGCUUUAAUGCCAAAGACUAUGGCCACCAGUUAUUAUACUUGUGGUUCAAAUUUUCAGUUUGAUAUGGUGGUUAGUGGUUAGUGGGUGGUUCUAAACUGAAUUUUCAAAGGUUUUUGCUAAUAUGUUGAAACUUCAUGCCAUUUGUAAGUAGAUAUCUGAUUUUAAAAAAUGAUAAUAUUGGAGCAGUCCGUCUGUGGGCAUCUGUCUUUAUGGGAUAACAGUCAAAUUAAUGUUUCAUUAGGCUCAGAUGGGGGGAAUCUGGGGCUGUGGUGUCAGCCGUUCAGUGGCACUUAUGGUAUGUGACAAUAAAAACAUUAUUUUUAUUUAUUUUUUAGCUGGCCUACAUUUAUUGAAUUGAACUGAAAUUGUUAUAACUCAUUGUUUUAUUAUAUGAAUUAUCAUUUCAAAAGAUCACAAAUUCAAAACAUUGUAUAGGGAACUACGCAGACAGUCACAGCCCCAGUGUGCCUUACGAUCAUGCAUUAUCUAAAAUGCAUUAUCUAAAAUGUAAUCAACUAGUAGUCCUACUAUGUUUCUAAUGCAAACCAAUGAAGUCAGGGUUACCAUCUGAUGUAAUACUGUGUUAAUCCACAGGAUGUCAUUAUUGACACAAUCACGAAGAGUUACCGGUGACAGUGGACUGGUUUGGCGUUGACAGCAAUGCUCUGAAAUGGUGCCCUAAAUCAUAUCAGAUAAAAAGUCGUUGUCCAGUACGAUAAACAAAUAAAACAAUAUAUAUUAUUUAUGCUCUCUCUCGCUUGUGAAGAUUACGUAAUAUAUAUUUUCCCCAACCAAGUUGUGCAAGAGAGUGAAGGGACGUGACGUCAUGCUGUAAAUUAGCAUAUUGCGGAGUAUAAUAGACUUUGAUUGACCAGCCCGCCUUCACUUGUGCUCUGCGCCAUCUGGAUUGAGACUCAUCUGUAUCCAAUACA